UUUCAGUCUCUCUCUCUCUCUCCGAACCCUCAUUUCUUCCACUUCUGAUACAGCUUUGCUUGGAUUCUCGAUAUAGAUUUUCAGUUUCUGCUUUCUAGUGGAAAUCCCAAGGUCUGGUUGAUUUGCUUGACUCUUCAAUGGGGGAUGCUGAAAAUGCAACAUCUACAAAGAAGAGGGCUGCUGGAAGGGAACUAUCACGCGAUAACCCUGGGCUUGAUGAUGAAGAUGAUGUGUCUGAGCAAGCAACUGGAACAUUUAAGCGGGCUAGUGAUGAAGUGCUAGCCGGCAGAAGAAUUGUCAAAGUACGUCGUGGUCAGACUGCCUCUACCCCAUCUUCUAAUCCCUUUGCAGGAAUACGCUUGGUACCUCCAACCGAUAAUAGUGGAAGUGCUUCAGAAGGUAAAAGUACUGCGCAGGCAGUUGGUGAAAAAACAGGUUCAGAUGAGGCAAAUGGAAAGGAUGUUUCCCAUGAAGAGAAAAAGGAUGGAGAUCAUAAUGAUGAGCCAGCAGAACAUAAAAUUGACACAUCGGAGGCUGAAUCUGGUACAAAUGUGCAGAAUGUUGAUCAGAAUAGCACUGAUGUAAGUGAAUCUGCCAUACCUAAGGUAGAUGAUAACUUAGUUGCUGAAAGUAAUAAAAUUGAAAAUGAAGUGCAAGCAGGAGAAGAUAAGACUAAAAAUGAGGAACUUAUAGGAGGUGAUAAUGCUGAGAAUGAUGCUUGUGUUAGUGGCGGUAAGAAUGAGAACGAGGAUCCUGCACGAGGCAAUGAGAAUGAAAAUGAAGAACCCUGUGAAGGAAAUGAAAUGCCAAACAAAGAAACUGGGGAUCAAGAAAAGGUAGAACAUGAAGAAAAGAAAGAAGAGGGAAGUGAAGCCGAUACUAGUAAGGAGGCUUCUCCGUUGAGCUCAUUCCAACAACUGUCAAGUAGCCAGAACGCCUUCACAGGUCUUGCAGGUACCGGAUUUUCGACUACUACGUUCUCCUUCGGUAAUGUACUCAAGGAUGGGGCUGGUCUAAGUUCUAGUUUUGGUCUCUCUAAUAAUGGUAGCUCAGCCUUGUUUAAUACUUCUUCCACUGUUUCCAAGAGUGAGAAAAGCGGUUUUCCAUCAAUGCAAGAGGUUGCAGUUGAAACUGGUGAAGAAAAUGAACGUGUGGUUUUCAAUGCUGAUUCUAUAUUAUUCGAGUUUCUCGACGGAUCGUGGAAGGAACGUGGAAAAGGAGAGCUGAAAGUUAAUGUCCCGACAAUUGGUACUGGGCGAGCAAGGAUUCUGAUGAGGGCUAGAGGAAAUUACAGGUUAAUUUUGAAUGCAAGUCUUUACCCUGACAUGAAGCUCACAAACAUGGACAAGAAGGGUAUCACAUUUGCCUGCAUGAACAGCACUAGCGAAGGGAAGGAUGGUCUUUCAACAUUUGCUUUGAAGUUCAAGGACGCAUCCAUAGUGGAAGAGUUUCGUGCAGCAGUCACAGAGCAUAAAGGCAAGGCUUCUUCUACAGUUCUGAAAACGCCAGAGAAUUCUCCUUAAGGACUCAAUACUUGAAAGUUAUACUUGGUGGAGAAAAGCAAAGCUGCAUAUUUCCUGCUCUGGAGUGUCUAUCAGAGGUUAUCCUACAGCUCAAGCAUUUCGUACGCCAUCAUGUAGCAGAGUCGUAGAAUCUUACGCAUUUUGUUGUAGUUUAAUUUGUCGUCGUAGACUCGUUUUCUGUUCAUAUCUGGUGGGUGGAACAUAUCUUCAUACUGAAUAUGCUCCUAAACUAGGGAAUCCUUGACAGAAUCUCAUAAUUGUCCAUUAAACUUUGCGAUAUGAACCAGCUUUUGUUCCAAAAAGAUAGAAAUGCAGAAUGCUACUUUUGUUAUUUGGAUA
Cucurbita moschata (crookneck pumpkin) is the source of this 1862-nucleotide messenger RNA. RefSeq names its product nuclear pore complex protein NUP50A-like. The record is from RefSeq and is a predicted model, not a curated record. Gene Ontology annotation, cellular component: cytoplasm; nuclear pore. The transcript has 2 exons. Gene Ontology annotation, biological process: intracellular transport. Gene Ontology annotation, molecular function: GTPase activator activity. NCBI's taxonomy places the organism in Eukaryota, Viridiplantae, Streptophyta, Magnoliopsida, Cucurbitales, Cucurbitaceae. Bases 138 to 1523 code for a protein of 461 amino acids.